GCAUGCUCAGAGGGAGGGCUGAGAACCGGCCGGGCGGAAGUUGUGUCAGUGUGCUCAGUGCGGAAAGUCCCUGGAUGAGAGGAAGAGAGGGAUCAGAAAUUACAUCGUUCUGUGACCUGGCAUCCCGCCCACUCACCUGCAGGAGUCUAUGGAAAACACGUUCCUCUGUAACCCGACGUGUUGUAGAGAUUGAAGACCGCCAGCGCUUUCCAGAAGGAGACCGUUCAUUAACGCAUCAAGAUUCUGGAGAUGAAAGUCUAUAAAGAGAUCAUUAGAUAUGAAGGGACUCCUUUGUCUGCAAGGCACCAUGAUAGGGGGACCACUGAACCAAUCAGCUUCUUCUUUUCCAACCUGGAGGAACUGCUGUCAUGGAGGCCAACCAAUCACGACAAAUACAAUGUCGCUGUAACCCCUAUUGCCAAAAGACAUCCACCUGUUGAUCAUCAGAGGCCCAAGACACUGGUGUGCCAUGACAUGAUGGGAGGAUAUCUGGAUGACAGGUUCAUCCAGGGAUCUGAUGCGAAGGACCCCUUUGUGUUCUAUCAUUGGCAGUACAUUGAUACAUUUGUGUACUUUAGUCACCGUAUGUUCACCCUUCCUCCUGUCUGCUGGACUAACGCUGCCCACAAACAUGGAGUCUCCAUUCUAGGAACUUUUAUCACAGAAUGGGAAGAUGGGGCUAAAGUCUGCGAGUCUAUCCUAAGUGGUGAAGAAUCAACAUAUAAAGCUGUGGCAGAUCAGAUGGUCAUGUUGGCUCAAUUCUACCGUUUUGAUGGCUGGCUGGUCAACAUUGAGAAUGUACUUAGCCCACUGGCAGUGUCCCGGGUCCCGCUCUUCCUUUCCUACUUAAUGGAAAAGAUGCACUCCCAGAUCCCGGGGAGCCUCGUCCUGUGGUACGACAGUGUGAUCCAUACCGGAGAACUGCGAUGGCAAAAUGAACUUAAUAAUGAAAACAGACAGUUUUUUGACGCUUGCGAUGGAAUUUUCACAAACUACAACUGGAAGGAGGAGCAUUUACAGCGUAUGGCGGUGGAGCCCCGCAGGACGGACGUCUACGUCGGAGUGGACAUCUUCGGUCGGGGAGACGUUGUAGGAGGCCAGUUUGAAACCUUCAAGUCUUUGCAGAUGAUCCGUCAGUAUGGCUUCUCUGCUGCGCUCUUUGCUCCUGGCUGGGUCUACGAAUGUUUCAACAAGGAACAGUUCUUGGAGAACCAGCACAGGUUUUGGUCUCUCUUGGAGAAUCACAUGUACAUCCACAGUCUCUGCACCCUUCCUAUAUGUUCCUCGUUCUGUCUUGGGUACGGGAAGAAGAGAUUUUUCUACGGAGAGGUGGAAGAUAUCGGGCCCUGGUUUAAUUUAAGUGCUCAGGAACUCCAGCCCAUCUUCUCCGCGGUAGAGCUGGAUGAAGACAGCAGCUAUGUGAAGAGCCGGGUUUGCCCACAGGAAGCCUGGAAUGGAGGCAACUCUCUCCUGGUGGAAGGAAAUUUAUCGGCGAACACCAAUGGCGUUUCUUUAAAGUUGUUCUCUCUACAUGUCCCCGCUCCGGAGAAGCUCUUGCUGUCCCUGGUGUACAGGCUGGAGGGGUCAUCCAAUGUCGCAGUCUCACUGGAGCUUACCACCCAAGACGCCCCAUUAUGCAGCGUGGAGAGUGUCUCCGAACUGACCGUGCAGCAUCGAACGCACACCCCGACAUCCCUCCAAGAUCCGCCUUCAUUUCUUACAGACCCUCAGCAUGGCAAAGCAUCCGGAUGGGUAAAAAGAUAUUAUGAGGUGCAACUCCGCGGAUGUUUCCUGACCAGUCUAUCUGUACAUUUCUCCAACCUGACGCCUGAUAAAGAGGAGCAAAACUUUGUAUGUCGCAUCGGAGAAAUAAGGGCUCUUGAUGCUUCUCUACCUCCGCCUCGUCCUGUGCCGCCUACUGACCUCUCUCUGUCCCACGUUCUGUGGCGAAGGGACAAGCAAUCCAAUCAGCUCUUUGUCAGCUUAACCCUCCACUGGAGCCACAGCAUGGACAAUAUUCGCCACUUUCGAAUAUACUGCCGCGGCGUCACCUGCCAUCGAGCACCAGACUCUCAGACUCACCUUGUCGGACUGGCGCACGCUUGCAUAUACCGCGUUGUUGACCUGGCGGUACCCGAUCCAUGCCAUCCAGCCCCAGGCAGGUUGGAGUUUACAGUACAACCAGUCAACAAGGACGCUAUUGAAAUCUUGCCUCCAGAAUGGGGGCAGUUGGUUUUAGAAUUUGUGGAGCAGACACAAACCGAGGUCUGACCGCGUCUGGAUGGUUCGCAGUACCUGCUGAUGCUGUUUGUUAUACAGGGUUCAUUGUAAUUGUUUGUUUUUUUUCUUUUCUUUUCUUUUCUUUAGCCUUACACAAGGAAGUGGUUAUUUUUUAAGGGCUGGGUCACACCACAACGCUGCGUGGGAAAGGCAUAUUCUGUGCACAUUUCCCGCACCGUAGGUGAUUGUGCUGCUUUUACGAUCUGCCAGCAGGCGCCAACCUAUUGUUGUUGGCACCUCAAAUGUAGUACUAUGCAGUUUGGUGCAGUGUGUUUUUAAAAGUAUGCUGUGUACAGAGUACAGGGUUCAGGAUGUGCUACAUACAGAGUGCAGAGUUCAGGAGUGUGUUGUGUGCAGGGUUUAGGGGUUGCUCUAUGCACAGAGUGCAGAGUCCAGGGGGUCGUGCUUGGGUGGAGAAGUCCAGGGGGUCG
Messenger RNA from Rana temporaria (common frog), 2711 nucleotides. It is a transcript of the gene ENGASE, whose product is annotated as endo-beta-N-acetylglucosaminidase. NCBI's taxonomy places the organism in Eukaryota, Metazoa, Chordata, Amphibia, Anura, Ranidae. Gene Ontology annotation, molecular function: mannosyl-glycoprotein endo-beta-N-acetylglucosaminidase activity. Gene Ontology annotation, cellular component: cytoplasm. The coding region runs from base 250 to 2271 and encodes 673 amino acids. Gene Ontology annotation, biological process: protein deglycosylation. The transcript has 15 exons. The record is from RefSeq and is a predicted model, not a curated record.